CGAGGUGUCUCUGUGUCUUCACUGAACCACGUGCACGUGUUGCACAUUCUCGUGUAAUAAACAGUGCAUACAAACCAGUAAAUGCACAUACUCAAUAAAUAUUCGUUUAUAUCAAAUAAAAAUGAGAUGAUUAAUUGUAAAAAACUGACUAGUCAUUAACAACUUCAUAUCUCGUAUUCAGUUCGCAUGUACUAUUCGAAUAAUGACAAAUUAUCUAUAUAAAUUGUAAAUAAAAUUUGCCAAGUGUCAUUUCAUGGAUAAUUGUAUAUAAAAUGUUCUUCAAGCUAUUUUUACGAACGUGUGCUCAGAAGAGAAAACACAUUCGAUGUUAUACUAGGAAACAGUAUUUUCAUACGGAGCACGAGGAAUCGAUGUUAAAUGUAGCACUGUCGCGUGUGAAACUAAAUUUCAAACAGCAAUGUUCAUCUGUGAUCGAUGGAUACACGUGCAUUAUCGCCGACUGCCCUAUCUGUAAUAAGACAAAAAAAGAAUCGAAGGUUUAUGUAAAUAAAAGAACAGGGUACUUUAUGUGUGAUAAUUGCAAGUCCACUGGUUCUUGGGAGCUGUUAGAAAAAUUUCUAUCUCCAGAGAAAUCAGUAGAAAAGACCAAGGAACUUGAAAUGCUGUCUAGCAGACUACAGUCAAAAGAAGACUUCACGAGCACAUGGGAAAAUGUUAUAAAAGAUUGUCAAAGUAUUAGAGAUCUAUCUAAAGAAGAAUAUAGAAUACUUCUGAACAGCUUUUCACUUCCUCACGUUCCACAAGAGGAUAUGUCUGAGUUAAAUUGUUUUUACGAAAGAGCAAGCAACGCAUUGUACUUUCCACUGGUGGGACUAAACAAUAAUAUUGUUGGCUAUAAAUUAUUCUCUGACAAUAUGCAAAACGAGAAAACAGUGCCUGCGGCUGGAGCCAGUGGUUGUAUAAAGUACAAACAGCAUUGCAAUAAAAGUGAUACUACUGCUUUGAUCGUGGGAAUGGUAGACGAUUUACUUACUUUGAUAUCAAAAACACCUGCAAACACAAUCCUCUGUCUCCCAUACAAUCUGAAGAGUCUACCUCAACAAUUGUUACCAUACCUGGAAUCUUUCAAGAAGUUCGUUUUAUGGUUUGGAAACGAUGACAUCAGUUGGCACGCUGCUAGGAGCUUUGCGAGGAAGUUGAAUGAAAAACGGUGUUGCUUUAUCAGGCCAACGGACACGCAGCCCCGUCCAACAUUAGCUGCAAAGUUGGAUUGCGAUUUCAAAAGUAUACUACAGAAUGCUCAACCUCUGUGGCACAAGAGUAUAAUCACCUUCCAAGAAAUCAGAGACGAUGUCUUAAGCGAUUUACAAAAUAACGAUAAGGUUCAAGGAAUAAAGUGGAAAAGGUACCCGACUUUAAAUCGUAUACUCAAAGGCCACAGGAGAGGUGAAUUCACGGUACUGACUGGGCCAACAGGAUGCGGUAAGACAACGUUUAUGAGUGAAUACUCCUUAGAUUUAGCAAUGCAAGGCGUUAAUACCUUAUGGGGUAGUUUCGAGAUAAGGAAUGUACGCUUAGCAAGGACGAUGUUACAGCAAAUGGUAGGUGUGCCUCUGGACGAGAACAUUGACAAAUUUGAUUCGUACGCAAACGUAUUCGAAAAAUUACCACUGUAUUUCAUGACUUUUCACGGCCAACAAAGUAUCAAAGUAGUGAUGGAUGCUGUUGAGCAUGCGACUUAUAUACAUGACAUAGCUCAUGUAGUAAUUGAUAAUGUUCAAUUUAUGAUGGGAACGACUGAUAGUUCUAAGCACAUGGAUAGAUUUUGGAAACAAGAUGACAUAAUAUCGAAAUUUAGAAAUUUCGCUACAACGUACAAUUGCCACGUGACCGUGAUAAUCCAUCCAAGGAAAGAACGUAUCGAAGAAGAACUAACAACUUCGUCUAUCUUCGGAAGCGCGAAAGCAAGUCAAGAAGCGGACAACGUGCUGAUUAUUCAGGAUAAAAGGCUUAGCAGCGUUAAAGGGAAAAAAUAUUUGCAAGUAGCGAAAAACCGAUUCAGCGGUGAUUUAGGUAUUAUGGUAUUAGAUUUUGACAAAUCGAGUCUCAGUUAUAGCCCGCGAUUAAAAGCGAAGGACAAGGCUAGUGAAAAAGAAAAGAAAAAAGACGUUCACGAAGCGGUACAAUAAUAUAGAACAGAGCAUUGCAUUAAAUAUUUUCUGUAUAUUUUGAUAAUAAUAAUGUAGAAAUGG
Ceratina calcarata is the source of this 2213-nucleotide messenger RNA. It is a transcript of the gene mtDNA-helicase, whose product is annotated as mitochondrial DNA helicase. The record is from RefSeq and is a predicted model, not a curated record. Gene Ontology annotation, molecular function: ATP binding; 5'-3' DNA helicase activity; single-stranded DNA binding. Gene Ontology annotation, cellular component: mitochondrion. Gene Ontology annotation, biological process: mitochondrial DNA replication. Bases 273 to 2150 code for a protein of 625 amino acids. The transcript is spliced from 7 exons. Lineage: Eukaryota; Metazoa; Arthropoda; Insecta; Hymenoptera; Apidae.